GCGGCCCCGCGUCGUCCGAGAUGCAGUUUACAGCACUUCCGACGUACCCUUCGUCGAACGUGUCGUAGGUGGCGAGACACUUGUGAUCGGACGGGGUGGCGAACGCGUUGACACGACGAUUCCGAAAUCGUUUUCGCCAUCAAAGCCAUCGCGUCGAUCCGCCGCGAUCUUCGUGUUCAGAUAGAGUCUUCGAAAGCGUCAAACAGAUCCUGGAGAAGAUGGAGACCACGAGCAUGAUUAAUGGGAUUCCUGCGCGCCAGGAUGGCAGGAAGCUGUGGCAGUAUCUCGCAACUAUUUCCGCCUGCCUAAUAGCUAUCGGCGUCGGUAACGCUCUGGCGUGGACGUCUCCUGUGCUACCCCAAUUGUAUCAAGCAGACUCUUGGCUAACUAUCAGCGAGGAGGAAGGGUCGUGGGUGGGCUCGUUACUGGCUCUAGGUGCGAUAGCGGGCGCCGUGCCAUCUGGACCGAUGUCGGACAGACUCGGCCGUAAGAAAGCGCUCCUCCUGCUGUCGGCUCCGUUUCUACUGUCCUGGGCGAUCAUCAUACUCGCCUCCCGGCUGUGGUUGAUUCUCGCGGCCCGAUUCUUAGUGGGCGUCGGGGUCGGGGCAGGCUGCGUCCUUAUACCGAUGUACAUAUCCGAGAUCGCGGAAACAUCGACACGUGGGACACUCUGCGCCUUAUUCCAGUUGUUCCUCACCAUCGGCAUUCUGAUGGCCUUCGUAUUCGGAUCCAUGAUGAACUACACGGCGUUUGCUAUAGUCUGCUCACUCGUGGAGGUCAGCUUCUUGGGUACCUUCUUAUGGAUGCCGGAAUCGCCCGUCUGGCUGUUGAACGUAAAGCGAGAUGACGAAGCUAAGUUAGCAUUGACGGUCCUGCGAGGCGACACUUACGAUCCAUCCGAGGAGCUCGCGGAGAUGCGACGGGCAGCGGAAGAGGCGACGUCGAAGAAGUCGAGCAUAUUCAAUCUCAUACGCGACUCUGCGACCAGAAGAGCCAUGUUAGCCACACUCGGUGCCAUGUUCUUCCAGCAGAUGUCCGGUAUAAAUGCGGUGAUCUUCUACACCACUACUAUCUUCGAGGCAUCCGGAAGCUCGAUGCCGGCGGAGAUCGCUUCCAUAAUAAUCGCGCUCGUUCAGGCGGUGAUGUCAGCCGUGGCAGCCGUGAUUGUGGAUCGCGCAGGCAGGAAGCCGCUGCUAAUAUUCUCGUCAGGCGUUAUGUCAGCCAGCCUUGUGGCUCUCGGUCUGUACUUCAAGAUUAAGGAUGACGGCGGAGACGUCAGUACGCUCGGUUGGCUGCCGCUCACAUCUCUGACAUUAUUUAUGAUCGUCUUCUCCGUCGGGUUGGGUCCGAUACCUUGGAUGCUGAUGGGCGAGCUGUUCACCGCCGAGAGCAAGGCGGUCGCUUCCGGUGUCGCCGUGAUGCUGAAUUGGUUUCUGGCCUUCUUGGUGACGAAAACCUAUCCGGCGUUGAACAAGGAACUAGGCACGGACGUCACCUUCUGGAUCUUCGCUGUGAUCAUGGCGGUGUCGGCCGUGUUUACGUACUUCUUCAUACCGGAGACAAAGGGCAAGUCCUUCCAGGAGAUUCAGGAGGAGCUGCAAAAUGGCGGCCGGCUGAAGACAAUUGCGUGAAGCGAGCACGCCUGUAGGCUCUUCGCACUGGCACAACACGUUGUGCCGCGACCGUUGCUAUUUCAGCCGAUGUGGCGGCAACAUUGAUCGCGGCGUAGAUAAUUUAAGACGUUGUUUAUGGAGUAGCCGCAAACUCCGCGAGCGUAAAAUGAAGACUUUGUGGCUACGGAACACGAGGCGAUAAACGCGGCGGCGAAACUUUUGCAUUUGCUUUAAGAGCGGCGCGUAAAGGAAAGAAACGCCCAAGUCGCUGCGGAAGAAUGCUAAAUCUCGCUAAACGAAUAAACUAUAUCGGCCUUUUAGUGGCUGGUUGGUAGACCAUGCUUUACUUAAUGUUUAACGGCAUUCUUGCCUUCCUCGGUGGGAGUCUCUCCUGUGCGCUUCCAUAUGGACCGAUGGCAUCGGUCGCCACCCAUGUUGAAAUUCCCGUCACCGCAUUUGUUCGUUAAUUAUUAAUUAAAUACGUUCACGCUGUCACCUCUCACUUAUAUUUACGGUUGCGCAAUCAGUCGAUCGCCGCGAUCGAGUUCCCUCUUACGAUCCUAAGUCGUUAAUCAUAUAUUCCUAAUCUGACGCCACCUGACGAUUAGCGUCGAACGCGUGAAUAUAUACGAGCGUUUUCGAUCUAGUUCCAAGAGAAUUUAUUAAUAAUUAGUUCAGAUAAAUGACAUUUUGUACUCGUGGUAGUGAGCGAGGAUCAAUGUGACGAUGGCGAAUGACGGAUGGACCGAUGUGUAACUAAUUGAACGAAAUAAAUAAAUUAUACGUAUAAACAUUUGUUCUGCAAUCCAUCCCGAAAAUCAGAGGUGCAAACCCAUGAGGAAAACUAGUAAUAUCGUUAUGAAAUUUCGAACUAUUGGCCAUGUCCUGUAAUUGCGUAUAAAGCGAAAAUUUGGAAUUUCCAGAAUUUAACAAAACUGUCAAC
Messenger RNA from Harpegnathos saltator (Jerdon's jumping ant), 2556 nucleotides. Its product is annotated as facilitated trehalose transporter Tret1. Gene Ontology annotation, biological process: transmembrane transport; carbohydrate transport. Gene Ontology annotation, molecular function: sugar transmembrane transporter activity. Gene Ontology annotation, cellular component: membrane. The transcript has 5 exons. The record is from RefSeq and is a predicted model, not a curated record. Lineage: Eukaryota; Metazoa; Arthropoda; Insecta; Hymenoptera; Formicidae. The coding region runs from base 219 to 1631 and encodes 470 amino acids.